Diospyros lotus (date-plum) is the source of this 1560-nucleotide messenger RNA. Its product is annotated as surfeit locus protein 1. NCBI's taxonomy places the organism in Eukaryota, Viridiplantae, Streptophyta, Magnoliopsida, Ericales, Ebenaceae. The coding region runs from base 138 to 1193 and encodes 351 amino acids. Gene Ontology annotation, cellular component: membrane. The record is from RefSeq and is a predicted model, not a curated record. The transcript has 6 exons.
ACGCAGUGCUCUUUUGAAAGGUUUGUAACCUUCUAUAAACCCUAGGGAUUGGACAUGGCGGUCCGGGUUGCUCUUCUUCGUCGAGUCAAGCAUGGACCAGCCCUAAUCACGACGAUGAUUCAAUUUUGAGAUUCGACAUGGCCUCCGCUACAGCUUCCAUCUACAAAACCCUAGCAAAAACGCUCCGCCGUGGCGGCGGCGGCCCCGCCGUCGCUCCAUUUCAGGCGAAAUGGUCCUUGCCACCAGCUCCUUCAUUCUCCAGUUCUGCCGCCUCCACUGCUCCAGAGCCGCCUCCGGCGUCUUCCUCCUCUUCUCAGCUGCCUCAAGAGACACGGGAAGGGUUUAGAUGGUCGAAAUUGUUCCUUUUCGUUCCUGGAGCCAUAACGUUUGGCCUUGGGACUUGGCAGCUGUUCAGAAGACAAGAAAAGAUUGAAAUGCUUGAAUAUAGGCAGAAAAGAUUAGGAUCAGAACCAAUCAGUGGCAACCACUUAGCUCCGUCAAAUAACAAUUUGGACGCUCUCGAGUUCAGGAGGGUGCUAUGUAAAGGACUCUUUGAUGAGAAGAAGUCUAUUUAUGUGGGGCCCCGCUCUAGGAGCAUUUCGGGAGUGACAGAAAAUGGCUACUAUCUCAUUACACCUCUUAUGCCAAUCCCCAGCAGUCCUGAGAGUGUGCAGUCACCUAUUCUAGUCAAUAGAGGAUGGGUUCCACGCAGUUGGAGAGACAAGUCUAGAGAAGUUUUGCAGAAUGAUGAACUACCAUCAACUGUAGGACCUUCCUCUGUGAAAGACCAUGGAAGUUCCUGGUGGAGGUUUUGGUCUAAGAAGCCAAAAAUUAUUGAGGAACAAGUUUCUCCUGUUACACCUGUAGAAAUAGUUGGAGUAGUUCGUGGAAGUGAAAAGCCCAGCAUAUUUGUUCCCGCAAAUGAUCCGAGCUCCUCACAGUGGUUUUAUGUUGAUGUCCCAGCAAUUGCUCGUGCAUGUCAACUUCCUGAAAACACUAUCUACAUUGAAGACAUCAAUGAAAACAUGAAUCCUAGUAAUCGUUAUCCUGUUCCCAAGGAUGUCAGCACGUUGAUUCACAGUUCUGUAAUGCCACAGGAUCAUCUAAACUAUACAUUGACAUGGUAUUCUCUAUCAGCAGCCGUUACUUUCAUGGCGUUUAAGAGGCUAAAGCCAAAGAAGAGUCGACGAUAGCAAAUCCACAAUGUAAGAUAUACAAACUUUUUACUGGUCAUUCAGGACUCUAGGUUCAUGAGAGAAAGAGCUGAUUGGUCUUUUUACCUUGCAUUUAGGCUCAUCCAAGUGCCAAAUAUUAUUGGGCCUUUUCAAAAUUUGGUUUUCACCAUUGAUGCUGAUCUUGAGAUCUGAUUUGGGAACACAGGUGGAAACGGGUUUCACAAUAAUGUUAUUCUUUUUUGGAGGGGUGGGGGAUGUUCUUCUUAAGGUGCACUGCCCCCCCUUGACAAAUUGCAUUAGCAUGUGUUACCAUGCAUUGCUUUGGACAAAUAAUAAAAUGGCUUAUCAGGCCAGAUUUUAUCAAAAUUUAAUUUUAUUCAUUUUC